Tachysurus vachellii is the source of this 4097-nucleotide messenger RNA. It is a transcript of the gene wfs1a, whose product is annotated as Wolfram syndrome 1a (wolframin). The record is from RefSeq and is a predicted model, not a curated record. Gene Ontology annotation, molecular function: protein binding. Gene Ontology annotation, cellular component: endoplasmic reticulum membrane; endoplasmic reticulum. Lineage: Eukaryota; Metazoa; Chordata; Actinopteri; Siluriformes; Bagridae. Gene Ontology annotation, biological process: calcium ion homeostasis; endoplasmic reticulum unfolded protein response. The coding region runs from base 139 to 3024 and encodes 961 amino acids. The transcript has 10 exons.
CAUUAUAUAUUUAGCUAUUAAUGAACCGCUCUGUGCUCAGCCAAUCAGGUGAUAGCACUGUGAUGGACAGGCUGAUUAUCCAAUGGUCGCAGUCUGCCCUUUUCUUCACAAACCUUCUCGCCUUCUCACAUUGAGCGAAUGGAGCUGCGCGUGUACAGGCUGAACUUCACCGGAUCACGCACCUGUCUGUCUAUCAGCCUGAAGCACGACUUCUUGUUAAUAUCCAUUAAGAUGGACGUCUUACGUCCUGCUUGUGGAAAGAAGACUGUGAGCCCCAAUGACCCCACUUUACCUCCUCUGACAUCUCCUCCUCUCAUGAAAGACUCCUCUCACUCACCUGUUGUCACUGCCAGACCUUCUCAUGGACAGGUGCGCCGGGGCUUUGCAGCAGUGGCAAAGCGGGUGAUUCAGGAAGAGAGGAAGAGGAAGGAGGAAAAACAGGAUAGGUUGGAGCAGGAAGAGGAGUCGGCUGAAGAAGACCUGAGCUUUGAGGAGCUUCUAGAGAAAGCUAAAGCAGGAGAUCCUAAAGCCCAAAGCAAUUUGGGUAAAUACUAUCUGAAGUUAGGGGAAGAUUGUGAGGCUGAUGUAAAUCACCAGAUAGCUGUUGAUUGGCUGGUGAGAGCAGCAAAACAGGGACGAGGAGAUGCAGCAAAACUACUACAACAUUGCUGGACCCUAAAAAAAGGUAUCACUCAGCAAAAUGAAGCUGAAGUCCGUUCACUGUCAAGGGAGAGUAAGUUUGAGCAGGCGGUUCGGCGAGCAGCACUGACCAUGUAUUGGAAGUUGAACCCAGACAGGAAAGAGAAAAUGGACAAAAGAGAAAUAUUGCAGAAUGUCAGUCAGGUCAACAGUGAAACAGGUGCAGAUUGUAUUAGAACUUCAGACGUCCAGACACAGAGAAAAAUUUUGGAGACAAUGGUGUCUAAAGAGCCAAACAGUCAGUAUGUAGAUGUGGAGGGGUUUGUGGAGAUGACGAAAAAAUACACAGAGAACAUCACACAGACACCAGAGAGUAAAGACACUGUGAGCGGAGCAGUGUGUGACUGGGAUGAUUUAACAACACUGGACAAGAAAGGGGUGUGUCCUGUAUCUCAAAGGAAGAGUGUGUGGCCUGGCAGGCAGAUGAUGCUGGAAACAAAAUGCAGCAUGAAGAAAGCCAUAGAUAUCCAAUCCUAUUUCCUGGGUCUACAAUAUCCUCUCCACUUGAUCCUGGAUGUAAAGGAGCACCUGGUGGACUGGGCUUCUCGUGCAGGUGUUCAGUGGCUGAGCACCAUCAUACCGACUCAACACGUUAAUGCACUCCUCUUCUUCUUCAUCAUUUCUAACCUAACAGUUGAUAUUUUCUUCUUUUUCAUCCCUCUGCUUACGUUUUACCUGGCGUUCAUCUCCAUGGCAAUCUGCACACUGAGGGUGUUUCGUAGCAGUAAAUGCUGGCAGAACUUUAGUGCUUUAGCAGCUCUGCUGAGGCGUUUUGAACCCGAGCUGGACAUUCAGUCUCACUUUGGCUGGAAUCAGCUGGAACAGCAUCUUUACUUCCUGGUUUCUGUGUGUUUUGUGAUCUUCAGUUUCCCACUGGCUGAUAAACGCUGGAUCCCAUGCUCAGAGCUCUGCACAGUGGCCAUGUUCUUCACAGCUCUUAGUUAUGCCUCUCUAACCCCAGCAGCAGCAUCGUACACACGCAGAGCCUUCAUCAUUGAGGUGGCCUCCUCUCUCUGUGCCCUAACAACACGUCUUCCUCAGGAAUUCAGGACGCUGCGGCUUUUAGGCCAAACAUUUGCAACAGUACCAGUUGGAGAGUUGGCGGUGCUUACGAUUAGCCUGCCUUGCCUUCUUUAUCUCUACCUUUUUUAUCUGUUCUUUAGCAUGGCCCGGAUGCAUGGAUUCCGAGGGACGUACUGCUUCCUGGUUCCCUACCUAGUGUGUUUUAUGUGGUUGGAGUUUGCAGUUGUUCUCCUACAGAACUCCACACUGAUUGGUCUGAUUCGCACUUGUGUUGCAUACUUCCUCAUUCUGUUUGCUCUGCCUGUACUGGCAAUGGGACUGGCGGCCAUGUUAACGAUCCAGAUGGUAAAGUGGUUUGUGGAACUGGAGCUAACAAAGAUGUUGGUGACAUUGGCAGUGUGUGUGGUUCCCGUCACACUGCGUCUGUGGACUCGCUUCAGUCUGUCAAUUCUGAGUGUGCUGCGCUCCAUCACACACCGUGGCCCUGUCAAACUCAUCCUCUUGUGUUUGUGCUGUGUGUUUUUGGUGUGUCUGGGUUAUGUGUACAGUGCAGAGGGACUGAAGGUGUAUAACUCCACACUGACAUGGGAGCAGUACAACACAGUGUGUGGCCCCCCUGCAUGGAAACAAUAUGGCAUCACACACACUCAAAUCCUCUGCAGUCACCUGGAAGGACACAGGGUCACAUGGAGCGGAUGGUUUCUGGGUGUCCGAGUAGCCGAGACAGAGAACGGAGCUCAGUCACUCAUCAACUUGCUGCCUGUGUUCAUGGGUGAUUGGCUGCGUUGCCUCUAUGGCGAUGAAUAUCCGUCCUGUGAGAGGCAGAAUGUUAGCAAUUCACUGCAAGAACAAACAAGUGUAAAUGCAUCAGUUCUCUUCCAGAAGCGAGAGGAAGAGGAACUCUGCCGCAUCAAACAUGUUGCAAAACACCGCUGCCAUGUUAAACGCUUUGAUAAGUACCGCUUUGAGGUAACAUUGCGUCAUCCAGUCAGUGGAGCUGAGAUUGUAGACAUUGACAGUGACAUCAUCCUCCUCGCCAGCCAUGAGUUUAAGCAGGUUUUGCUGAACCUAGAUGAGGGCAGCAUGGUGGAGUUCAGUACCAAGUUGGAGGGGAAAUUGGGAUCCAAACUACCGAGACUGGAGCUAAAAGCAAUUCACUGUCUGAAUUGCACAUCGUCGCUGCUGCCUGAAGGAAGACAAGUUAAAAUCGAACGCAACUGGAGGAAGAGUGUGCAGGCAGCCAUCAAAUUUGCCUUUGACUUUUUCUUCUCCCCCUUACUCUCAGCCAGGCUCAAGGUGUGAAGAAGAGCAGUGUAGUGUGUUCAGGUUCAUAUUAGGAUAUUAGUGAAGAAAUUCAUGGAAUGUACCAGGACUGGCAGAGAAAAGGCAGAAGAUGGAGUAUUGUUUGUUGCACUUUUCAGUGCUGAUGUCUGUUGUGAAAUCAUACAGCUCACAUCAGCACCACACUAACACCACACUAACACCACACUAACACCACACUAAAACCACACUAAAUGUGUGUGUUCAAUUUUUCAUCAUUUAGAGUGACAAUAUGUUUACAACAUGUUGUCCAAAAGGUUCUGUUUAAGGCCACAUUUAUAUCCAGAUCCUACUGACAGUUUUAUUAAUUCAAUGCUGAUAUGAUGAUAAUUAUCAGUUCAACUCAAUUCAACUGCGAAAUCAAAGACUACAAGUUUGGAUUAAUUUCUUUUAAAGUUAUUGCAGAUGUACAGAUUUUGCUGUGAAACCAAAAAGCAUCAGGACAAUGUUAUGAAUCUGGGUGCUGGUUUAUUACUAGACUUGAAAAUAUAUUGAAGCUUAUUUACAUUUUAGAAAUGUAGUUUUAUUAAUGAAUAAAUUGAAAAAAUAGACAUAUUUUUGUCUUAGGCUUUGCAUGAGUUCAGUUUGUGUGCAUAAAUUAAACAAAUAUUAGGCUGCAACAUCCUUAGCCACAGUACCCACUCCAGCCCACCAGAGAUAAACCUCUCCUGAAUCUAGGACUUCUGGGUAACCACUCAGCACUCCUAGGUCACCGCUAUAUAAGCACACUCACCAUUAGCAUGUUGUGAAGUAUUGUUAGGUUGACGUCUGAUUCUGGGUUAGGGUUAGGGUUAGGGUUAGUUCUAGUUCUAGUUCUAACCCUCACCCGGUUCUUCACUGUGUUUGAACUGUCUUCUUUAAUAUAACUGUAUGGAUUCAUCACAUUCUGCCUUCAUGUCACAUAGGCACAGAUAUUAUGUGUUUUUUAAAUCUGGGCUAGUGUGUGUGUGUGUGUGUGUGUGUGUGUAUACAUACAUACAUACUGCUGUAAUCCAUCCACCUGUGAAUAAUUUAUUAAAACACAGCACCACUGAUGUAGAACAGUGGUCACUGCA